Rhodamnia argentea is the source of this 1180-nucleotide messenger RNA. Its product is annotated as aquaporin PIP2-3-like. The transcript is spliced from 4 exons. The coding region runs from base 44 to 910 and encodes 288 amino acids. Gene Ontology annotation, cellular component: plasma membrane. Gene Ontology annotation, molecular function: water channel activity. The record is from RefSeq and is a predicted model, not a curated record. NCBI's taxonomy places the organism in Eukaryota, Viridiplantae, Streptophyta, Magnoliopsida, Myrtales, Myrtaceae. Gene Ontology annotation, biological process: transmembrane transport.
UCUCUCUCUCUCUCUCUCUGUUUCUUUCAAGCAAGAAGCCGGAAUGGCCAAGGACGUCGAGGUCGGAGGCGGGCACGGCUCGUUCCAGGGGAAGGACUACCAGGACCCGCCCCCGGCGCCGCUGGUGGACGCGGAGGAGCUGGGGAAGUGGUCCUUCUACAGGGCCAUCAUCGCGGAGUUCAUCGCCACGCUCCUCUUCCUCUACAUCACCGUCCUCACCGUGAUCGGGUACAAGAGCCAGAUCGACACCACCAAGGCCGGCGACGUGUGCGGCGGCGUCGGCAUCCUCGGCAUAGCCUGGGCCUUCGGCGGCAUGAUCUUCGUCCUCGUUUACUGCACCGCCGGCAUUUCGGGAGGUCACAUUAACCCGGCAGUCACCUUUGGGCUGUUCUUGGCGAGGAAGGUGUCGUUGGUCCGGGCCGUGCUCUACAUGGCGGCUCAGUGCUUGGGCGCCAUAUGCGGGUGUGGUCUAGUUAAGUUGUUCCAGAAGACGCACUAUAUUGAAUAUGGCGGCGGUGCCAAUGAGCUAAACGAUGGUUACAGCACGGGCACCGGUUUGGCUGCGGAGAUCAUCGGGACCUUCGUCCUUGUCUACACCGUCUUCUCGGCAACCGACCCCAAGAGAAACGCCAGAGACUCACACGUUCCCGUGUUGGCUCCGCUGCCCAUUGGAUUCGCCGUGUUCAUGGUUCACCUCGCCACCAUCCCGAUCACAGGAACCGGCAUCAACCCGGCUCGAAGCUUUGGGGCCGCAGUUCUGUUCGGCAAGCAGAAGGCAUGGGAUGACCAAUGGAUCUUCUGGGUCGGACCAUUCAUCGGCGCAGCGAUCGCCGCAUUCUAUCACCAAUAUAUCCUGAGAGCUGGAGCUGCUAAGGCGCUCGGGUCCUUCAGAAGCUCAUCUGUCAUAUAAAUUCUCAAGGGGGUUGGGGCUCUGUCCUGGCUUGAGGUGUCUCCGGGACUAGAGUGCGGAAACUAGAGCUGUAAAAUUUGACGUUGUUGUUCUCUGGUUGGCACUUAGUUUUUGGCUGUGCCCCAAGAAUAAGCUUUCUAAUUAGCUUUGCAAUGUUAGCUGUUUCUCUGGUACUUGUCGGCCCUUUUGGCAUGCGGUCAUUGUGUUCGAGCUUCAAGGUUGAUUUUUGCAUGAAUUUCCAUGAAUGCAUUUCGUUCGCCUUAACAUUUG